CUUUCGGAGCUCACAGUGAGUGUGGAAACUGGGUAAGGAGGGCAGUGAAGAGCGGUGGAAAGGCGGACUGAUGACAGCUGUCAGUGUGGACAAAAACACCACCAAUCUCUGAAGAGAAGCCGAAUGGCGCUGCCCUGAAGCUCCAGGAGAACAGGGACAGGACCUUGGCAGCGUCGCGAAGAUUCCUAAAAAAAAUCCUGUGAAUAUUUUGACCGUGUGCAACGUUGGUGGAGCUACAACUGCAGCGGAAACAUGGGGACACAAGGCUCUGGUAGAAAGCGUGCCCCUCUUAAAGAUCGAUUCUCAGCAGAAGAUGAGGCUUUGAGUAGCAUUGCUCGGGAGGCGGAGGCGAGGCUGGCAGCCAAGAGGGCAGCCCGAGCAGAGGCCAGAGAUAUUCGAAUGAGGGAACUGGAACGUCAGCAGAAAGAGCUGGAUGAAAAAUGUGACAAGCAGUACUCAGAUUACAGUCGGCCAUCUUCCCGCUGUGCCACCCCGGGCCUCUCAGCGGCCACCUUGGCAUCACUGGGUGGCACCUCGUCACGGCGAGGUAGCACAGACACUGGUAGCAUCUACGAACCCGACACCAGUCUGAGUGAACUUAGGGAUAUCUAUGAACUAAAGGACCAGAUUCAGGAUGUAGAAGGGCGGUACAUGCAAGGGCUUAAAGAGCUGAAGGAGUCGCUAACGGAGGUGGAGGAGAAGUAUAAGAAAGCCAUGGUAUCGAACGCACAGCUGGACAACGACAAAGCCAACCUCAUCUAUCAAGUGGACACGCUCAAGGACGUCAUAGAGGAGAUGGAGGAACAAAUGGCAGAGAUGAAGAGGGAGCUGGAAGAAAAGUCAAAGGAACUAGAAAGACAAAAACACACAUGUACGGUUCUGCAGCAUAAACAAGAAGAACUGAAAGAGGGAAUCCGCCAGAGAGAUGAGCUUAUAGAGGAGAGCCAGCGAAUGCAGACUAAGUUAGAUGCCCUCACCAGAGAGGUGUUUGACCUGCAGGAAACGAUAAACUGGAAGGACAAAAAGAUUGGGGCCCUAGAGAGGCAGAAAGAGUACUUUGAUUGCAUUAGGAAUGAGAGAGAUGAGCUCAGAGAUGAGCUCGCUGACAUCAAGGGGAAGUCCAAAGCAGGAGAGAAACAUGGGCUGGUCAUCAUCCCAGACGGCACACCAAACGGAGACGUCAGCCAUGAGCCUCUGUCCUCAGGGAUCACGCUGGUCUCCCAAGAGGCCGCCCAGGUGCUGGAGUCUGCAGGAGAGGGUCCGCUGGAUGUCAGGCUACGGAAGUUGGCGGAGGAGAAGGACGAGCUGUUGGCUCAGAUCAGGAAGCUGAAGAACCAGCUGGAGGAGGAGAGACAGAAACACUCAAAGGUGGACAGUGCUUACACCGACGGGGAGAGGAUGGAGAACGGUACAGAUCUACACUUUAUUGAGAUGCAGAGAGAUGCUAACAGACAGAUUAGUGAAUACAAAUUCAAGCUUUCUAAAGCAGAACAGGAAAUGGGUACGAUGGAACAAAAUAUUAACAGACUUGAAGGGCAAGUGUCCAGGUACAAGGCAUCAGCAGAUAACUCGGAGAAAGUAGAAGACGAACUGAAAGCAGAAAAGCGGAAACUGCAAAGAGAGCUGCGCACGGCUCUAGAUAAGAUCGAGGAGAUGGAGAUGACCAACAACCACCUAGUAAAGCGCCUUGAGAAGAUGAAGGCCAACAGGAACGCUCUUCUGUCACAGCAGUGAGGCAAGGCAGCGUCACCACAGAAGCCCUUAAACUCGCACCUCAGACCUCUGACUGCCAUACUGCAUCUGGAGCACAUUUCCAUUUCCCGCUGUAACACUUUAAGAUUUGUAGCUAACCAAAAACACUUAAAAACUUGUAGCACAGGCGAAAAACGGAACUGUGUCCUGUUUUUUUUUUUUUCUUUUUUUUUCUUUUUUUUUUCUUUCUUUUUUUUAAACCGGAAGCAUUAGUAUUGUCUGACAAGCCGCCGUUGGUUUUGGAGGAAUGACUCAGAAUCCUGAAUAAUAAAACUCUAAAAGUUGCUGGGAGAUCCAUCUGAGGACAUUUCUCUAGUCACUACUUCAUUUUUCAGAGCUUUCUACUACAUCAUGUUGUUCUCAAGGUUUAAUUUCCCCCUGCCUGGGUGCUUGGCUGUACUUUUUGUGUAUUUGUUUUCUUGUUUUUUGUUGUUGUUGUUUUUUUUUGAUAAGUUGCAUGAAUGCGAAUAAUGAUGCUUUUAAAAGAUUCAACCCUCGCGGCUGCUCGGGCCCCGCACCUUCCCAGCUUCCCCUCACACAGUGAAGUGCCUUUUCACACUAGGAGACUGGGGGUCUGCACCGCUCAAUGAAACAAUAAUUGUUUUAACAGGUACGGUAUGAUGUAUUUAAAAAGGAAAAAGGUGCAGUCAUUAUUUGAAAAUAUAUAGAACCAACUUUGUCUGCUGCAGUUUCAUUGAAAUUUUUUCAAAUAUUUAAAAGAUUUCUUGAAAAUAAAUGUGUAAUUUACAGAAA
Acanthochromis polyacanthus (spiny chromis) is the source of this 2505-nucleotide messenger RNA. Its product is annotated as leucine rich repeat (in FLII) interacting protein 2. The transcript has 15 exons. Bases 253 to 1734 code for a protein of 493 amino acids. Lineage: Eukaryota; Metazoa; Chordata; Actinopteri; Pomacentridae. Gene Ontology annotation, biological process: regulation of DNA-templated transcription. The record is from RefSeq and is a predicted model, not a curated record.